Messenger RNA from Leguminivora glycinivorella, 2800 nucleotides. RefSeq lists its product as uncharacterized. Bases 488 to 2299 code for a protein of 603 amino acids. The transcript has 7 exons. The record is from RefSeq and is a predicted model, not a curated record. NCBI's taxonomy places the organism in Eukaryota, Metazoa, Arthropoda, Insecta, Lepidoptera, Tortricidae.
GCAUGUAAAAAUUAAAGAUUUCAUAUAUUAAACUCUCAUUUAGUAGGGAGACUAGAGUAAGAAAAUCCCAUGAGGACUCCAAAUAAGUACUUUCUUGUAAACCUGGAUAGCCCUAAUAUAUGUGACUAAAGAAAUUCAGUGACCUGUGUUACUUGAUUGAGUUAUGGGGACUCCCAAUACAUAGAAGAAAAAUCCAUAACCACUUCAAAUAAAGCUAAAAAUUUUAAUACAAAAACAACGAUUUAAAUCUAAAUGUGACCCCGCUUUCAUUUGUAGAAAGCGGGGUCUGAUGUCUGUCCUCGGUAUUAUUUAAUCUCGGAUCUUGAUCCAGACUUCUCGCAUUUUAAUCUGCCCAACAUUGAACAACAUUAUAGAUAGAAGGAGAACUACCUUCUUGUGUACCUAAUUAACUCACUAUAAUUGGUCAAAAAGAAUUCACCAUUAGUUACUAGAUAGUUCCUUUAGUUAUAACUCAAGCUCAAAAAUAAUGAAUCUGUCCCCAGAAUCACAGGAACUUUAUAUUUCUAAUAUUUUCAAAACAAUGUCGGCAAUUUAUAACGCAUGCGUGUGUACGAUUUAUAAAUAUUUAUCGAAAAACUCGUCAUCUACCUUGGCUGAUGCCUGCAAAUGUAAACCAUGCAAAUGCGAGAAGUGUACCAUGUUUGUAAAAACCUAUGAUAGUAACAGUAAUGAAUGCAAUCAUAAAUCACACGGAGUAAUGAUGUCACAUCAUGCUGAACAUAAAAAUAAUAUUUGUGAAGAGCACCUUGCUAAAUCUAUCAUUUAUGAUGCCGAGAAUACAGCAACUACUACAACACUUUUUGGAGACGCACAAUCAGACAGCUGCCAGUAUUCGCCUUGUUCAUGUGCUAAUUGCAUACAACGAUGCCUUAGUUUACCGCUAGUGAACCAACCGCGUUCAGGCCGGCCUAUCAAACCUGGAAUCAAACAAUUGAAUGAAUUGCAAAAUAGUAGCUUUAACGACUCUCGCAGUUUUAACCGUGUAUCCGGUGGUGAUAUGGUCGGAAAACCACGGAAACAUAAAUUUUACACUGCUAUAAUAGGAAACCAUCAACUGAUGACACAGAAAGUGGAUUUUACAGACGCUGUAUGCAAAUGUUCGUUUUGUGAGUGUUCGUCAUGUCCUUAUCGAGAACAAGCACCAGCAGUGGGAUCUCAGGAAAGUUGUAAAACUAUUAGUCUAAUAAAACAAUAUGUUGAAGAUGAGUGGAAACGAAAGUUAGCAGGAAGUAAAGCUACAGAUUAUAAAUAUGACUAUGAGCUUCGUGGUGGCAGUCUAAAAAAUACAUUCAGCAAAUUUGGUGCUAUAAGCAGUGCAGAAAAUUGUAGUAAAUGUAAAUCUGACCCCAAAUCUUGCCAUUGCUCUAUAAAAAGAAUGCUAAAUAAUCUAUACGAGCAUGACAUUGAAAUUGAAGAACGUCAACAUACAUUUCCGAAUGAACACUAUAAAAAUAGCUGUUCAUGUAACUUAGUAAAUGCAGAAACUAAUACAGAAUACAAGACAACCGACAAAAGUACUGAAACUAAUAAUCAGCAUAGCGCAGAAAAUAAAGUAAAAACUUAUGAAUACAACUUAAAAAUCGAUAUUACUACACCUGAUCUUGACAAUAUAAGCAAGCUUUCAACUAAACAGAAGAUAGUUAAAAUAUCUAAAAACAAAAUAAAGGAAAAGACGCAGUCCGUAAUGAAUGAUAUUAUAAACGAUAUUUCGAAAAAUUCUCUAACGGAAAAAGUUAGCCAAGCUCAAGCUUCAUGUUCGGACCGAAAACUGAACAAGACGGAAAGUUUCAUUAUUGGCUGCAUGACCCCGAUGCAUACUGUCAUAGGGAAGAGUACUGCAAAUUUUGAGGAAGCUAUAAAAUCAGAAUUGCCGUCAAAAGACGGUUCGUUUCUGUUUCAGAACGAAAUAUUAUGUCCAAGAUCGCCAGAAGAAAUCUCAAAUACUGUCUCAAUAUUAGAUCCGGAAAUGGGGAGUUAUGUGGAUCAGCUUAGAGUUCAAGAACCGUGUGCAAGAAGGGUGUCACAUCAUACAGUUAGUCUCAGGUGGAAGGUGCCCAAAGCAAUCGAAGGAAUAAUGGGAUACGAGAUACUCGUAGACGGCAAAUCCAUCGAGAUGAUAAACAACCCCAGACGCUGCAUGGCAGUAGUGAGCUGUCUCCCUCCCGUGCCGCGACUCCUGAUCACCAUCCGGACCAUCACCAAAAUGCCCGGCCUGGGGUUCCUUCCUUGCACCACUAUCGGAUAUCACCCGCGGGAUAAUAAAUAUAUUUGCAUUUAGGUUUUCGUCUAUAUCUCUCACCGUUGCAUCAAAUUAGUAAUUCAGAGUUUAAUGAAAGAAUGAAAACACGUCGUCGAUUUUGAGUGCCUGCCGUAGUCACCAAAGAUUUAAAUUGAGUUUGUUUUAAUGUAUGCCGUACGUCGUCCCGUACCUGCUUAACGGUGACAUCUCAAAAACACUUUUUCGAGAAAUCGUAUCAAAAGUUUUGACACUGUUGAUGCCAAGUUUUUGUAUUGCGUUGUAGGGCCUUGAACUUUCAGUACCUAACAGGUAUCCCAAGCAGUAGCAAAUAAGUUUCAAUGAUAAGUAUUAUUAGGUAGGUAAUAAACUCGUAAAUCUCGUAAUGACUAAAACUGGGCCGUGCUCUUCAUAAUUAUGUUUUUAAUGUUUCAUUCAUUGGAUGUUUAUCUCUUGUUUUAUACAUAGGUACCUACAUAGUAAAAAUGUGUCUUAUUUUCAGAGUAAAAAUAUAAAAUUUGUGAAAAAUAAAGUAAAACUAGA